AUGAGCCAAUCGAAGGAACAUUCGCAAAGGAUAGCUUCAUUGGAAUUUACACCUAUCGGUCAAGCAAAACAAGCUCCAAAGAGACCAUUAGAAUCCCCAACACAUAAUAAUGGAACAGAGGAUAUUAGAGAUACAACAUUAAAUUCACCACCUAGGAAAUAUCAGAAAAUUAAUCCGGAUGACACUCUAAACUCGGUUAACAUGUUUAAUGAAUCACUUGAAUUCGAUGAGGUAAUUCCAGAAUUAUCAAAUACUAUCUUAAGUAAUUCUGACAUAAAUAGAAGGGAUUCGAAUGAAAUUAUUGGUAGAAAUUUGGUGAAUGAAUUGAAGGAAAAUGCAUCGACCUCGAACCCAUUGAAAGAACAGCAGGAACAAAUCCAAUCUUUGAUUAAAGAAAAUUAUAAUCUAAAAGCUAAAGUCACAAGUUUACUAAAAUAUUUGAAUACAGUGAUGAACAAAGGUGAAUUGCAAAAAACUUUACCAUUAUUAGAUGAAAUUAAUGAAUUAAAAGUAUUAAGUGGUAAAAAAGAUAGAAAAAUUCAAGAGAUUAAAAUUAAAUGUGAUGAUUUGGUUACUCAAAAUAAUAUCUUAAUUCGCAAAUCUAGAGAGCUAGAGGCCUUGGUAGCAAGUAAAAAUGAAUCAGCAACUAACAGUAAAGAAAUUGAUAUUAUUAAUGGUAAAAACCAGAAAAUUAUAGAAGAGUUAGAGACAAAACUUUCCAACGCAAAAGAGGAUGUAGCUAAUGAAUUAAACAUGACAAUAAGUGAAUUAAAUGAUCUUAAAAUAAGAUACAAUAAGUUUGAAAAAACUAUCAUGGAAAAAGAUAAGCUUAUCAAUGCCAAAGACGAUUUAAUUAGUUCAUUAGAAGGAAAUUUAGAAGAGAUAACUACAGAAGUAGAGAAUUUACAAGAUUUGUUACGAAAAAAAGAAGAGGUCAUCAAGGAAUACAAAGAUAAAUGUAAUACUAUGUUAGAAAAAAAUCAUGAUGAUGACAAUAAUGAACAAUUCAUGUUGGUUCAAGAUGAACUCAAUAUGAAGUUAUCAGAAAUUGAAAAUCUAGAACUUGAGUUGAAUGACUUAAAAGAUUUAAAUACAAAAUUAAAGGAAAGCUUGAAUGAUAAAGAAAAUGAACUAACUAAUGUAAGCUCGGAAUACGAAAAAUAUAAACUCGAUGCUGAAGCACAUAUGGGUAUAAUGAAGGAUUCAGAUGAUAAGUUAAAGAACCAAGUCAUUGAGAUCCGAAAGAAGAACAUAGAAUUAAAUUCUAAAUUGUUACAGAUGAAUGAAGUAAAUGAGAACCUAAAUGAUGAACUAAUGUCCUUGAAAGACAUUAUAGAGAAAUUAGAACAAGAUAAAAAGGCUAAACUUCAAGAAUUAAAAUCAUUGAAAAGUUCUGAUAUCAGUCAAAUAGAAGAUCUUAAACAGAAUAACCUUACUUUAGAAAGAAAAUUAAAAGAAAAUCUGGAUGAAAAAAAUGUAGAAAUUAACAAGCUAAGGAGGCAACAUGUCGAUAUGCAGAAAACAAAUUCAGCUUUAGUUGACAAAUUAACAAAAGAGUCGCAAUCGCUCAGAAAAGAAUACGAAGAUAAAAUAAAUGAUUUGGAAAACCAAUUAAAGUCUAACAUUACUGAUCUUUCGACAAAUAAAGAUUUAUUAGCAGUUGAAUAUAACAGUAAGAUGGAUAAACUAAAUAAAGAACUUGAAGAAAAUAAGCAUGCAUUAAAGACCUCCGAAGAGAUUAUUAAAGACCUUAAAAACCAAUUGAUUGAAAAUGUAACGAACUCUUCUCAAAAACUUGCAAAAUUAACUGAGGCAAAAAAUAGUGAGAUAGAAUCAUUGCUAUCUCAAAUGGAAUCCUUGCGAAAUAAAUAUAGAAAAAAAACAGAAACAUUAAUAAAUGAACAAGAAGAAGAAAGGCAAAGUUAUAUUAGGAAACUAAGAGAAGAGAAACUUUCUACUGAACGGGAGAAAGAUAAUUAUGACAAAUUAUUAUUACAGUUCAAUUCAGAAAAGAAUGCAAUCAUUAACUCGAAGAAGGAAUUGGAAGAUAAUUUGAACAAUAAAAUAAAUUCAUUAGAGAAGCUCCUACAGCAAACAUCUUCCACUGAUGUUGAACUUGAAACUUUGAAAUCAGAAUUAAGAGGUAAAGAGUUAGAAAUUAAAGAACUUUACAAAAAGGUAAAAUCUGUAACUGACUCCAAGGAGGAGCUUAAUAGCGAUUAUCUAAAGAUUAGAUCUAUAAAUCGCGAAUUAAAAGUUGAGCUAAAGAAGAUUGUAGAUGAAUAUAAUGAUAUUGCAAAGAAGUAUAGAACUUUAAAUGAUGAAUUUAUCAAUAACUCUAAAGCCAAAAAUGGUCUAGAAGAAGCUAAAGCUAAUCUAUUGAUUCUUCAAAGUAAAUAUAAUAUGAUGAAAAAAGACUUCUUAAACAGAUUAGAAGAACUUGGGAAAGAAAAUGUCGAACUUGAAAACAAAGUUAAUUUAUUAUCGAGUGGCAGCAGGCCUUCAACAUCAGAAAUUAAAUUUGAAGAUUCUACUUCUCAGAACAGAGCAGAUUAUUAUCGUCUAAAAUAUAAUAAUGAAGUAAGACUGAACAACGAUUUACGUGUCAUGAAUGACUACUUAAAUCGUGUAAUGAGAGCAAGUUCUCAACAACUACGUUUAGAUUUAUUGAAACUGGGAAAUGAAAAGAAUUCAAAUUAUUUAGACAUUUACGAUAAUAUUGUUAGAGGGAAAACGGAUAUUAAUGGCGACUAUGAUCCUUACUAUUCUAGUCAUAAUUAUCCACCAACUAGAAAUGACUUUUUAAGUAAUGAUAGGAAAGCAUAUCGUAGAAAAUUCAAAAGUAUUGCAAUGAUGAUUUUAUCAUGCAUUAGGAUGAGAAAUGUUGCUUCUACGAGCAGAAUGAAUAAAAUGAAGGUUGAUUAUUUGCAAAAGAAAAUUGCAAUGGAUAACGAUAGAAUAACUUGGUGA
Messenger RNA from Tetrapisispora phaffii CBS 4417, 2970 nucleotides. RefSeq names its product Spc110p (gene SPC110). Bases 1 to 2970 code for a protein of 989 amino acids. The record is from RefSeq and is a predicted model, not a curated record. Lineage: Eukaryota; Fungi; Ascomycota; Saccharomycetes; Saccharomycetales; Saccharomycetaceae. The transcript has a single exon.